Molecule: messenger RNA, 3388 nt
Organism: Lathyrus oleraceus (garden pea)
Lineage: Eukaryota; Viridiplantae; Streptophyta; Magnoliopsida; Fabales; Fabaceae
Product: anaphase-promoting complex subunit 2
Exons: 17
Coding region: 231-2894 (887 amino acids)
Biological process (GO): protein K11-linked ubiquitination; ubiquitin-dependent protein catabolic process; metaphase/anaphase transition of mitotic cell cycle
Cellular component (GO): anaphase-promoting complex
Molecular function (GO): ubiquitin protein ligase binding
Source: RefSeq, a predicted model, not a curated record
AAUAGGAUCCAAAUAAUUUCUUAUGUGUGUGGUUGUGGGGUCCAGUAAAGUUUUCCUUCCUCUCCAUUUUUGGUCUUCAACCAAACAACGAGAAAUACAAAAGCUUUUCCCUCGCACCAAAACCCCAACAUCGAAACCCAAACCCAUUGCGGAGGAGUGGCACCGUGGUAGCACCAACGAGCAAAACAACACCCAAUUGCCGAGAACUUCAACUUCACCCACUCACGAUAAUGGCAAUGGAUGAUUCACAUUCAUCUCUAUUCAACUUAGGGAUUUUAGACACUCUCACCCAAGACGAACUUCACGAAAUCCUCGACAGCUACAACGCCUUCUGCAACGCCACGCAAUCUCUUCUCGGCGGCGCCGGCGACCUCUCAUACGGUGCUCAAUUUGUUUCUCAUGUUCACACCCUCUGCAAACACGGCCUCGAAUCACUAGUUCGCGACCACUUUCUCAGAGUCUUAGAGGAAACUUUUGAACGAAAUGGGGCAUCGAGGUUUUGGCGGCACUUUGUUCCUUACGCUGAUUUUGUAGAUUUGAACAAGAAUGAUGAUAUCAAUAUUGACGAGGAUGAGAUUGAGAGUGUGUUGUAUAAUGCUUUGGAGGAAAUCUCUUUGGAGAAACAGUAUCAGGAGAAGUGUCUGUUAAUAUUAGUCCAUGCUUUACAAUCUUUCAAGGAUCAAAUGUCAGAGGAAAAGCAUGAUUUUGAAGCAGAAAGAAAUUACCUUACCUCUAAGUAUCAAUGGAUUGUCUCUUCUGUGCUUAUGGCUACACUUCCCCGGGUUUUCCCUGUUAUAUUGCAUUGGUAUUUUAAAAGAAGGCUGGAGGAAUUAAGUACAAUCAUGGACGGAGAGUUCACUGAUGAUGUAUCUCAAAAUAAGGAUGGCAUGGAUUUAGAUGAAAAAGGAAAAAUAUGCAACGAGGAUGGUGAGAUGGAUGUUGAUGAGUGUUAUAGCAACCGUCGGUUCUCAGAAAACAGUAGACUGGUGAAGAAUAUUGGAAAAGUUGUUCUUGAUCUCCGAAGCCUUGGAUUUACUUCUAUGGCCGAGGAUGCUUAUGCUUCUGCUAUAUUUUUACUAUUAAAGGCUAAAGUAUAUAAUGUAGCCGGAGAUGAUUUUAGGAGUUCUAUUUUACAAUCUAUUCAAAGCUGGAUACAGGCUGUUCCUCUCCAGUUUCUCCAUGCCCUUCUUGUCUAUCUCGGUGACUCUGUUAGUUAUGAAAGUACUUCAUCAGGUCUCAAAUCACCUCUAGCGCCACAACCAUCAUCAUUUUGUCCUGGAAUUGAUACUCCCUCUGAAAGUCUUGUCAGAUGGAAGUUGCGGCUGGAAUAUUUUGCUUAUGAAACGCUACAAGAUUUAAGGAUAGCCAAAUUAUUUGAGAUAAUUGUUGAUUAUCCCGAUAGCUCUCCUGCAAUUGAAGAUUUGAAACUUUGUCUUGAAUACACCGGACAACAUUCAAAGCUGGUGGAGUCAUUUAUUUCUGCUCUGCGUUAUCGCCUUCUUACUGCAGGCGCAUCAACCAAUGAUAUAUUACACCAAUAUGUUUCGACUAUUAAAGCUCUAAGGACAAUAGAUCCUGCGGGUGUUUUCCUUGAGGCAGUUGGUGAACCAAUAAGGGAUUAUUUAAGAGGAAGGAGAGAUACAAUAAAAUGCAUAGUGACCAUGCUUACAGAUGGGACGGGUGGUUCAUCAAGUGCAUCCGGAAAUCCUGGAGAUAGUCUUCUUGAAGAGUUGAACAGAGAUGAAGAAAUUCAAGAGAAUUUUGGUAUUGAUGAUGACUUCAACACUGAUGAUAGGCAAGCAUGGAUCAACGCCACACGAUGGCAACCUGACCCUGUGGAAGCAGAUCCAUUGAAGGGAAGCAGAAACCAAAGGAAGGUUGACAUACUUGGGAUGAUUGUUGGCAUAAUUGGUUCAAAAGAUCAAUUAGUUCAUGAAUAUCGAACUAUGCUUGCUGAGAAACUUUUAAAUAAAUCUGAUUAUGAUAUUGACUCAGAGAUACGUACUCUAGAACUCCUUAAGAUACACUUCGGAGAGAGCAGCCUACAAAAAUGUGAGAUUAUGCUGAACGAUCUAAUUGGCUCAAAGAGAGUCAAUACUAACAUUAAAGCUACCAUAAGUCAGCCAUCUCAAUCAAGUGUUGAGGUUGAAGACAAUGCAAUAUCCAUGGAUAAAAUAGCUGCGACAAUCAUAUCUUCUAAUUUCUGGCCUCCAAUACAGGAUGAGCCCCUCAACCUGCCUGAACAUGUUGACCAGCUUCUCUCUGAUUAUGCCAAGAGAUUUAGUGAAAUCAAAACACCACGUAAGCUUCAGUGGAAAAAAAGUCUUGGUACUGUCAAGCUGGAGUUGCAGUUUGAAGAUAGGGUAGUUGAAUUCACAGUAGCCCCUGUUCUUGCAUCUAUCAUUAUGAAAUUUCAAGAUCAAACGAGUUGGACCUCAAAAAAUCUCGCGGCUGCUAUUGGGAUACCUGUGGAUGUAUUAAAUAAGAGAAUAAAUUUUUGGAUAAGCAAGGGAAUAAUUUCAGAGUCGCCAGGGGGAGAUUCCCCUGACCAUGUAUACACCAUUAUGGAAAACAUGGGUGAGACGAGUAAGAAUGGAGGAGGCAAUGGCAUUCCUCAGGAUCUUCUUGGAGGCGAUGAGGAGGAAGACGGAUCUGUGGCCUCGGUAGAAAAUCAACUUCUGAAAGAGAUGACUGUGUAUGAGAAAUUUAUCUUGGGGAUGCUCACAAACUUUGGUAACAUGGCAUUAGAUCGCAUUCACAAUACUCUCAAGAUGUUUUGUGUUGCUGAUCCCCCGUAUGACAAAUCACUCCAACAACUACAAAGCUUUUUAUCUGGUCUAGUCUCAGAGGAGAAGUUAGAACUUCGGGAUGGAGUGUACUUUCUAAAGAAGUAGUGAGCUUAUGGAACUGAAAUCAUCAUCUUUUGGCCAUAACUUUUAAGCAAAAAAAAAAGGUUCUGAUUAUAUAAUUUGCUGUAAACUUUGAAGGUAGACAGCAACUUGAGUUCCCCUUAUUUUGUUGCCAUGUAUGUGUUGUUGCCAUGAGGAAACUGACACUUGGCAUGGGUGAAUAAAAAUGUGAAGCUUUUAUUGAACUGCUUGAGACAUGAGAUAACAUGGCUUAUGAUAUGCUUCAUCCACACGUUGCAAUCUAGAGUUGACACUAACCAAAGUACUCAAACAUUCAUCUUUCCUCUGUCGGAUUAUUUUCCAAACAUGCACCUUUUAUGAUAAUUUUAAUUAAUUUUCAACGUGCCACCUGUCUGAAUUUGUAGGACUUGUUUAGCCUAAUAGGAAAACUCAUCUAUCUUUAUUGGUUUUUGUACAUAACAUAGAUAUGUUGUAUGACAUUUUUAAUCUAUAUAUAUAUAUAGCUCUGUUCAGUUUUA